AUGGGAGUUAAAAGCAAAACAGCAACGCGGAAGUCCUCCUUCAAGGAGGCCGCGGCGGGCGCGGCGAAGGCGGCCGUCGAGACGGUCACGGUGCGCGCGGGUGGCAAAACUCCGCGUCGCGGUGUAACUUUUGCCGAGGCGGAGACCGCUAAAAAGACGACGUCAAGCGCCGCGGCGGCGGCGGCGGCGGCGGCGAAGCGUGCGGUAGUGGGCGGCAUCGUGGCCGCGAAAAAGCGCCAAAGGGGGGAGGAGGACGACACCGCCGUGUGCAGCGACGCCGACGCCGACGACGACGCGGCGGCGUCUGAGGCGGAGUCCGGCGGCAGCAGCAACGGGGAGAACCUGAGCGAGCUUGCCGACAGCGACAUCACAAGUGAGGCAAGCGCAGAGGAAGCCUGGGAGAAUCCCUUCGAGAAGUCAAGGCGUGAGGGGACGCGGUUGACGUAUGAGGCCCUGCGUCUCCGCUUCCUUCCGCCGGAGUUUCAGGAGCCGCAGCUCUUCAAGUUUCUCUCUCAGUUCGGCGCCAAGGUGCUGAACUGCUUCUGCGUGCGGAGCCGCCGCACCCACCAGUCCAAGGGCAUUGCGUACGUGCAGUUCGACUCCCCGGCGGUGCUCCCCACCGUGGUGGAGGAGUGCCAUGGCAUGUCCCUCGGCGGCCGUGCAGUGCAGGCGCACUCCGUCACGUUGCACCGUGCGAUGCCGUCGAAGGAGAAGAUCGCCCGGCGCCGGCGGCUGGCGUACGCGUACAAGACAAAAGGUGCACCUCUCCGCACCCACGACCUGCGCCGGAAGAGCCCCAUUGCGGCUCUCGUCAAGUACACCCGCGUGGAGAAGGCAAACAACGAACACCUGCAGCGCCUUGGCAUCGACUACGCCUACCACGGCUUCGAGGAGCAGCUGGGGAAGGUUCCCAGCCAACUGAUACUCCGGAAGAGGCGGCGGACGGCAAAGAAGCCUAGCGGGUCGCGUAGCAGCGAGCAUGAGAGCGACAAGGGCAGGAAGGGUGAAGUGGAGUCGAAGGUUGUCUCGUCGCCGCUGCCCGCCGUGGCCGCCGCGACGGGGCAGAAGCGGGUGAAAAAGUCAGUUAGUGGCAACGGCACCGCAGGUGCGUCCCCCGCCCCCGUCCCUGCGGCAGCUCAGACGAGACAACACGCAAAGAAGUCGGCCGCCCCCGCCACGAAGAAGCGGCGGGCGGGCACCGCCGCAGCUGCGUGA
Molecule: messenger RNA, 1215 nt
Organism: Trypanosoma conorhini
Lineage: Eukaryota; Euglenozoa; Kinetoplastea; Trypanosomatida; Trypanosomatidae
Product: RNA-binding protein
Exons: 1
Coding region: 1-1215 (404 amino acids)
Biological process (GO): maturation of LSU-rRNA from tricistronic rRNA transcript (SSU-rRNA, 5.8S rRNA, LSU-rRNA)
Cellular component (GO): nucleolus
Molecular function (GO): RNA binding
Source: RefSeq, a predicted model, not a curated record